This is a messenger RNA of Hibiscus syriacus, 696 nucleotides long. RefSeq names its product protein DMP2-like. The record is from RefSeq and is a predicted model, not a curated record. NCBI's taxonomy places the organism in Eukaryota, Viridiplantae, Streptophyta, Magnoliopsida, Malvales, Malvaceae. Bases 56 to 643 code for a protein of 195 amino acids. Gene Ontology annotation, biological process: endomembrane system organization. The transcript has a single exon.
CUUCAAUAGACGAUCAUUGCUAAGCAUUAACCAGGAGAAAAACUGCGGAGAAAAAAUGGCUAAAUCCAGCAGUAAAAUAGCUUCUUCUUCAUCAACUUCGAUUUCGGACAGAACAUUGACAGGUCUUGGGAACCUUAUCAAGCUCCUUCCGACCGGAACCGUGUUCGUAUUCCAGUUCCUUAACCCUGUCUUAACCAACUACGGCCAUUGCAGCCCUGUGAACAAGUUCCUCACCAGCAUCCUCAUUGCCAUUUGUGGCGUCUCUUGUGCUUUCUCUUGCUUUACCGACAGCUACAAAGACGGUGACGGCAUGGUUCAUUACGGUAUCGCAACGUUUAACGGUCUCUGGCCGAGUUCGGGUUCGGCCGAGUUAUCGAAGUACAAGCUGAGGGUUGGAGAUUUCGUUCAUGCGUUUUUCUCCGUCAUUGUGUUUGCUGUUCUGUCCCUGUUGGAUUCCAACACCGUGCAGUGUUUUUAUCCAUCUUUUGAAUCCACCGAGAAGGUUCUGCUCAUGGUUUUGCCGCCUGUUAUCGGAGCGAUUUCGGGAUCGGUUUUCGUGGUGUUUCCAAACACUCGACACGGUAUUGGCUACCCUUCAACUUCGUCGAGUGAUGAAUCGGAUAACUUGUCGGACGAGAACUAAAAAGGAUUUGUUUCGUCGUUAAUUAAUAAAUUAAUUGGUUGUUUUCGAGAAAA